Molecule: messenger RNA, 1014 nt
Organism: Hypoxylon trugodes
Lineage: Eukaryota; Fungi; Ascomycota; Sordariomycetes; Xylariales; Hypoxylaceae
Exons: 2
Coding region: 211-1014 (267 amino acids)
Source: RefSeq, a predicted model, not a curated record
CAAUUAAUGACGAAACGACUUCAGUUCUUUGUCUCGUCGCCUCUAUGGGCCCCUCACAAGGACAAAGAGAAGUAGAAAAGAACAUGACGUAAAAAGAGUUGACUUCGUCGUUAUAGAUCUGUGGGAAAUUGUAGAUGUAUCGGUGACAGUAACAGCAAGUGUAGCCAUCGCCAGAGAACGAACUAUCGAAUAACCGAGUCGUACGUAACCAUGGGAGCUUCGCAGUCAAGCCAGAUUUUCGUCGGGAAACGUCGAGAAAUCAAGAAACAGAUUGAAAUAUUCUGGAAGUACCCAUCAGCCCGCUCAGACGUCGAUGCAUACUAUAAAAAUGCGGAAAAUCAUCAAUACACAAAGCCUCCUGGGUAUAAAGGUUUAAGAUGGAUCGAGAAGAAAACGCCGUUCACUGACUGGAAAGAUAAAAUUCUCGCCCACAAUGACAAGGUCAUUAUCAUUAGAAAUGAAGCGUCUCCUGAUAUCCGGCAAUAUACAAAGGGCGAGGAACACAAGGCGGGUAUGUCGCUGAUCCAUGUACUAAUUAUAUCCAAGGAGAAUCUGUUCAAUGGUGUGUCGCUAGACUCAACCAAUGCGGAUAUCAUUCCUCAGGGCAUAGAUCUAUUCAAAACGAGUUGGGAUAAUGACCCAAGUUUUCGCCAGGCAGUCUUAGAUCACCAGGUGGAAAUGAUUAGGAAGCGGGACCGGAAUGUUGAUAUUGCAAUGGGGCAUUUUGAGAAGAUGAAAGAGAAGGCACAAGCCCUCAGGGCCGACGACUUUACGUUUGGUCUGCACUUAUCGCCCGAUCAUAGCGUUCCCCAUUUCCAUAUCCAUGCUAUUGCCACGCCGAAAGAGUUUCGCAAACAUAGUACCAAGGUCCACGAUAAAAAGACCAAGGAUGUGCUCGAGGUUUAUCACAUUGCCAAGAACCGUACCAAUGCACCUAACCGUCAUCGAUUCCUAAAUGCGUUCAUGCCACGAAGUUGGCGCGGCGAGAGGGAAAAGUCCAUGCAACAAAAAUAA